Messenger RNA from Schistosoma margrebowiei, 606 nucleotides. The record is from the annotation of a GenBank genome assembly. NCBI's taxonomy places the organism in Eukaryota, Metazoa, Platyhelminthes, Trematoda, Strigeidida, Schistosomatidae.
AUGGACGAGUUCAGCAGAGAUCCCUGUCCGUUUCGUAUCGUCAGCGAUUGUGGAGCUGCAUUUGCUAUGGGUACUAUCGGUGGAAGUGUUUUACAUUUUUACAGAGGUUAUCGUAACGCCCCUUCGGGUUAUACAAAAAAACUAGUAAGCGCAAUGGUUAACAGUCGUCAACGUGCACCAAUCACGGGUGGGGGGUUCGCUAUAUGGGGUGGAGUGUUUACUGCUGUCGAUUGCUCUUUAGUUCUUGCUCGUCGGAAAGAGGAUCCGUGGAAUUCAAUCACUAGUGGAGCUAUAACCGGAGCCGCUCUAGCUGUUCGUCAUGGUCCAACAGCUAUGGUCGGUCAAGCAUUUGUUGGUGGUGUUAUAUUGGCAAUUAUCGAGGGGCUUGGAAUCAUGAUAAAUAGAUUCGCUCCUAUGCUAAUGCAAGCUCCGCCAGACGCUGUACCAAAUCCACAAAACGAUCAAUCAUCAAGUCCAGGAAGCUCGUCUGGUAGUGGUGGGAGUGGGUUUUACGACUUUUUUGGUUCCACACAUUCAUCUUCAGAGGCAACUGCUGCAGAAUCUGCUAGUACAGUAUCACCGAAAUCUGGAUUUAUAUUUCAAUAG